Cydia amplana is the source of this 1588-nucleotide messenger RNA. RefSeq lists its product as uncharacterized. Bases 47 to 778 code for a protein of 243 amino acids. The transcript has a single exon. The record is from RefSeq and is a predicted model, not a curated record. Gene Ontology annotation, biological process: DNA integration. NCBI's taxonomy places the organism in Eukaryota, Metazoa, Arthropoda, Insecta, Lepidoptera, Tortricidae. Gene Ontology annotation, molecular function: nucleic acid binding.
GUCACUUUUUGGCACUCCUAAACUUAUUGUUGCGGAUCGUGGCCGCAUGUUCCAAAGUGCAGAGUUCACUAACUGGGUUUCUGAGUUGGGGAGUCAAAUCCAUUUGAUAACCCCUGAAAUGCAUCAGUCGAAUGGUCAGGUCGAACGAUAUUGUCGAACCCUGCUAAAUAUGAUCAGGGUUGAGAGUAACUAUCGUCAGGAAGAGUGGUCAUCUGUCAUGUGGAAGUUGCAACUGGUUAUUAAUAUGACGAAGCACAAGACUACUCAGAUGUCACCCCUUAAUCUGUUAGUUGGAAUCGACGCCAUGACACCCGUUAUCCGCAACGUCGUGCGGGAUGUUGCCAUUGAAGGGAGUCAUCAAAAUAGGGAAAGUCUACGAGAGAUGGCGAGACAGCGAGUGUCUGAACGUCUACAGCGAAACCGAGAUUUACAAGAUGCUUCGGUUAAUAAAAAUAGGCGCGAGCCUCGUAUGUUCGAAGUGAACUCUAUGGUUUUUGUUAUUAAGAAGGCACAAUCCACAGGAAAGCUGGACUCUGGAAUGCGGGGCCCAUAUCGCGUAGUCAAGGCACUGCCUCAUGGGCGGUACGAGCUGCGGCUGCUUGCAGGCUCCUACGGGAAGACCACCCAAGCUGCGGCCGAGUAUAUGGUUCCUUGGAAGGGCGAAUGGACUCCGGACACAUGUGCUGCCUUUUUCGAGGGUGAGCUACUACCUAUAUUGUUGAUAAGUGAGCAGACCUCACUUUGCAAGCAGACCUUGCAUGCUUGUAACUUUAUGUAGUGAGCAGACCUCACUUUGCAAGCAGACCUUGCAUUCUUGUAACUUUAUGUGGUGAGCAGACCUCACUUUGCAAGCAGACCUUGCACGAUUGUAACUUUAUAUGCAGUGAGCAGACCUCGCUUUACAGGCAAACCUUGCUUCUUUGUCCUUUUAUUUAAUGAUCAAAUCUUGUGUUGUGCAAGCAGACCUUACACGAUACAUGUCCCGUUAUCAUGAGCAUCCCACUUUGUUUAUUUUGACAAGUGUGUUUUUUUAUUACGCAGAUGCAGACAAUGAUGAACCGGAGUCUGUCGCCGCGGGUCCAAUGCCUUCUGGGUCCACGACAUUGGAUGAUGGACUCGUUACACCCAUGCCGACCGAAAAGGAUACUUCCGGUCCCGCUACGACAGGUCAAGAUUCAUCUACCAUGGGAGAUUAAGGAGAAGAGACCGAGACGUUCUCGCGUCAGGAAAGGCCGUAUUAGAGAGAAGCCUUACCCGGUGGCGCUAAUUUUUCCAAAACCAGCUUUGAACAAAGUUGUUUCGCGCUAAACCCGCUGAACCAAUAGAUGGCGCUCAAAUACCUACCGAUUUGCUGCAACUUCAGCUCGCAACAACUUCACGCAAAUAAAUGGCGCCAUAUUGCUUCCCUCUGGUUUGACCCACUUUUGGCUCGACACUGGUGCGGUGCGGUUGUCUCGAAAUUCGCGAUAAUUAUUGUUCACGCUCUAUUUAGGUUGUAAUUAACUUUAAAAGUAUUGAUUUGUGCGUUUUCAUCAAUAAAUUGGAAUUACUUUUGUAGACUAUGUGUUUUUCCUUAUAAAAUCUUAUC